GACUCUCGAGCGUCGAGCUCGAGCGAACCCAACGCAUAUCCGCAAUCCGGAGUCCCCAGACGGCAACCGUUGCCAUCCAUCUCUCACUCCACGCACCGUCCGCGCACGGCUCGCCGGCCAUCACUCGCACACCACAGCACGACACCAUCGGCCCCUGGCCUUUCCUUCCGUGCACCUACUACCCCCCGCGCCACCGCGGAAAGUAAACCCCCGAGAUCCAGCGCCGUCGGCACGACCACCAGGCCUGCGCUGAGCAGGGAUGGGGCGGAGAGGGGAGCCCUACUACGUCGAGGCGGCGCCGCCGGUGGACGUGAACAAGAACACGGAGUGGUUCAUGUACCCGGGCGUCUGGACCACCUACAUCCUCCUGCUCUUCUUCGCUUGGCUCCUCGUCCUCUCCGUCUCCGGAUGCUCCCCGGGGGCUGCCUGGACCGUCGUCAACCUCGCGCACUUCGCCAUCACUUACCACUUCUUCCACUGGAAGAAAGGAACCCCUUUUGCUGCUGAUGACCAAGGCAUCUACAGCAGAUUGACAUGGUGGGAGCAAAUGGACAAUGGUCAGCAGCUUACUCGGAACAGAAAGUUUUUGACUGUGGUACCUGUGGUGCUGUAUCUGAUUGCAUCGCACUUGACCGACUACAAGCAGCCGAUGUUUUUCCUCAAUACGAUUGCAGUUUUUGUGCUGGUUGUGGCGAAAUUGCCGAACAUGCACAAGGUCCGCAUAUUUGGAAUCAAUGCAGACAUCUGAGGACCACUGCAAGAAGUGCAUGGUCGAAAUAUGAUGUUAUGAAGAGCUACACCAGAACAAGCAGUGUGUUUCUCAAAGUCGGCACAACUGCCUGUAAUAUAUGUACAGCAGUACAGGUUUAGAAAGAACUGUAAAUGUUACUCUAGCAUACAAGGUUUGCCUGCAGACUGCUCUGUGUUGUUGCCGUUGCUGCUUUCUUUUUGGUUUCAUUGGAAGUGGAAACGGUAACUUCGGUAAACAACCGCCAGCAUGUGGAUAAGUGUGUAGCAGUUGGUAAGUUGGAAAACUGUGUAGCGGAUGCUGUUUGGUAUUUGGUAAGAUGGAACCCAUAAAUCAGUAAAUUUCAUGUUUGUCUUCGCCUC
Messenger RNA from Sorghum bicolor (sorghum), 1110 nucleotides. Its product is annotated as ORM1-like protein 3. Bases 260 to 748 code for a protein of 162 amino acids. The record is from RefSeq and is a predicted model, not a curated record. Gene Ontology annotation, cellular component: endoplasmic reticulum membrane. Lineage: Eukaryota; Viridiplantae; Streptophyta; Magnoliopsida; Poales; Poaceae. Gene Ontology annotation, biological process: intracellular sphingolipid homeostasis; ceramide metabolic process; negative regulation of ceramide biosynthetic process. The transcript has 3 exons.